UUUUCGUACUUAUUUGUUUUUUUUUUUUACUCUCCCUCUCUUUCGUCUUCAUCAACCUCCUUCAAACCCUAGUUCUUGUUUCGCUACUCCCUCUUCCACCAUCGAAGACCUCUAACACUCUUCCGACGAAGGGACCUCACUUCACCUUCAAUCGACGGUGCUGUUUCCGACAAUCAUUCUGGUGAGACACGAACGAACCCAGCAAAUGGGCGUGCGACGUUAGGCAAGGUCAAAGGGAAAGGCACAUAUUGGAUUCGCGGAGGUGGGGUGAUCGGGGUGGGUUUACAGAGGUUGAAUAUUUGAAGAAUUGAUUUUUUUUGUUUUUCUUUUUUCCUGCUUAAGUGGAUCCCUUUUUCUGUGAAGAACAUGUUGAAGCAGGCUCUAGGAAAUGCCUGGAACAAAGGGGUUUAUGGGCAUAUAGGAGAGAAACUUAGGAGCUGCUUUUACGUGCCUGCAAUUGGUAUCCACAACGGACAGGUUCAUUCUGCACCAAGAAGCUUUUUUGGGGUAGAAGAUUUCCUUGAUGACAACAACAGCCGACCGUACACUUACAAGAAGGAGAAGAAGUCAAAAAAUCCACAGAAACAUGUAUCAUUCAAACAACGUACAGAGGCGUACAUGGAACCAUUUACACUCGAUGUGCUAAUCUCGAAGCGAUUUGUGACAGCUUCCCUUACUCACAGGGUGACAAGUAGGCAGGUUGCAGUUGCUGGCACGAACUCUAAGGACAUAAAAGCGGUUCUCAGGUCCAGAUCAGACAUACCUGCAUGUUUGGCCGUUGGGAGUAUUUUGGCUGAGAGGGCAAGAGAAGCUGAUGUCUAUACUGCGUCUUACACUCCAAGAGACAGGGACAAGUUUGAAGGGAAGAUCAGGGCUGUUGUUCAAUCUCUUAUCGAUAAUGGAAUUGAUGUUAAGAUUUAUCUUGAUUGACUUGGUUGGUUUUCUUUUAUUACUAAAUGACUCUUUUGAAUCUAGUUGUGUUUUACAAAGGUGUCAUUCAUUCAUAGCCAUAGAUGUGAAAAAGAGUUGAUCCGUGGGCUUCAUUUAAGGGCAUACAAAUGAUUAGGUGCUUCUUUCAAAAUAAAUUGUCAUAUAGUGAAAUCACUAUAAAACAUUAGUUAAAAAUUAUGUAAUAUACUGUUAUACCGAAUUUAAAAUAAUAAAGCUGGAAUGAGUUACUGAUAGAAAA
Messenger RNA from Cannabis sativa, 1189 nucleotides. RefSeq lists its product as uncharacterized. The record is from RefSeq and is a predicted model, not a curated record. The coding region runs from base 367 to 930 and encodes 187 amino acids. The transcript has 3 exons. Gene Ontology annotation, molecular function: structural constituent of ribosome; 5S rRNA binding. Gene Ontology annotation, biological process: translation. NCBI's taxonomy places the organism in Eukaryota, Viridiplantae, Streptophyta, Magnoliopsida, Rosales, Cannabaceae. Gene Ontology annotation, cellular component: ribosome.